Molecule: messenger RNA, 872 nt
Organism: Cercospora beticola
Lineage: Eukaryota; Fungi; Ascomycota; Dothideomycetes; Mycosphaerellales; Mycosphaerellaceae
Source: RefSeq, a predicted model, not a curated record
GAACCUCACGACAGACAAGAGUCACAGAAAUCCGGAGACUCACAGCCAAAAUGCCUUCAGAAGAAGAACUCGCACAAACCGUCGAGUCCAAGACCGCCGUCGAAGCCUUGGAUCCCACUCACGAACCCGAGCCAUCCGACUUGACAGGACUGGGCACGCAUUUCCGCAGCACCUUCGAUCCAGCUCUGAAGAAGAAUGCACCAAAUCUUCCAGACACUGCCAUCGCUCCUGCUCCGGCCUCUGCAAAGCAAAAGCUUCAGAAUACGAAUUCGACCAUGACGACGGCUCAGCUGCAGAAGGCUGCGCAGGAGGGGGAUCCGAAUGGGUUGAAUAAGCAGUAAAGCGCAGAAGAGUGGGGGACUGAGAGAAUGAAGAUACGAAGGAUAUGAAAUAGAUGAGUAUGGGCGCGAAGAGGCAUACAUGAAACAGGGAGGACCGUAAUGGUGUACACCGGUCAGGAUGGCGGGUUAUAAGACAGAACCGCGGUGAACGAGCUUUGGGACACAGGACCUGUCAAUGGUCUAGAUGUAAGCAUGGUCAAGUAGAGCUUUGCCGAGUCGCACAAUGCUUAGAGCUUUCAAGCUAUGCACAUGGCUUCGCCUGCAGCACAAACCUCGCAACUCGCACGUCAGCCACCUCCAACCCUUGCGCGGACAGCUUGCUCAGCUUUCAGGCUAUGUCUCGAGAAGUGUUCGCGAAGCAUGGGACAUCUGGGAGAGAGCGCACCCGCAGCACUGCGCACAACAGCGAUCUCGCCAGUGCACCAAGAAGUGAAAGCAUUUGUCGGUCUCGCACCAACAUAAGCGUCAGCCUCCGAUACAGCGCACAUCGUGGCUAUCUUGCUGGAGCAAAGUCUCGAAGUUUGGUAAAGC